UUGAUUUGUGUGUAUUGGGUACAUGUUGUGAAAUUGUUAGAUAUUACUUGUUAGAUAUUACUGCACUGUCGGAGCUAGAAACACAAGCAUUUUGUUACACCCGCAAUAACAUUUGCUAAACACGUGUACGUGACCAAUAGAAUUUGAUUUGAUACGCUGCUGCUACAAUUGUUUUUUAUCCUGCUGCUCAGCCAUUUUACCGCUGAUUGUAUGCAUUUAACUAACGCAUAUAUCACUGAUAUUGUUCUUGUACAUACUGUAUAUUUUAUUGAUAUUGACACUAUUUCUGAUAUUGCUACUAUGCAAGUAACCAUGUGGCUGUACUGUUUACACCUUCUGUAGAGACCCAUCCACUUGGCAAGAUGUGUCUGGGGGUUAUAGCAUUUAUUUCACAUGACCCAUCAAUUUAGACAAGUGUGUCUGGGUAAGCGUCAUCUAAUAUUUAUAAAAUAUGUUUAUCUGGACUUUUUAAUCCACUCACUGUUUAGCACAUGACCUCACGUGAAUCUUUAAAAAAAUGGGUGGGGUUGGCUUAAACCUGUCUAGGAUGAGCGUGCCGCUAGCGGGACGUUUGACAAGAAAAAAAAAAAAAAUGGCGGAAUGUCAUAAUUAUAAAUAUUUAGCUUCAAUUAAAUCAGAAGUGUUAUACACAAUAUCAAAUCUAUACCUCUUGUUAAUCUUGCCAAUAUGUCCGAUUUCGAAAAGCUUCACUACAAAAGCGAUUAUCGAUCAGUAAACAACACAUUAGGUACAGUUACAACAAAGUACAUUAGUCACAAAAGUCAGAAAUAGCAAUGCAAAGCAUCAAUUACCUUAGGAAAUUUUCUUAUUUUGGCAAUCCUAAAGGUCACGACGAAACAAUCAAGUGGCUUUUUGAUCGAUAUAAUCCAUUUUUAUAGCCUAAAACGAAACAUUUUGUGAACGGCUUGUGUGGAAAAUUCAGCGUCCAUCAACUUUGGACGUAACAUUCAUUGUAAUUACUCACUCUAAAGGGACGUUUAUCAAGUCAAGUUCGGUUUCAUUAGAAUCCUCUGUUUGUUAGUAAUACAACCAAACUUCGUGGUUCUUUUUCCGGGACAUAUUGACCGAAGAAAUUCGAUCUGAACACACCUACCAGCUACGUCAUUACGCGCCAAUCGAUUGGCCUGUUCUUCGUUGAUUGACUGUAUCUCGGUCCAAUGACCACUGAUCUUUUUGAAAUCUAGCUGGAUAGAUAGCCAAUGAGCAGAGGUAAAUAGGGAUAUCAAAUGGUUCUACCCGGAAAUAAUAGGCAUCUUUGUAAAGCCAUGCGUGUACGCAGCUAUUCCCCAUUGAAAAUCAGAAAGUAAGGAGCUUGCCGUUUUACGCGCCGCGAAAGUUUGUUUUGGAGCAUUUUCAAGGAUCAAUUAUGGCAAAUAAAUCAGCCAAAUCAAAGACCAAGACGAAGUACACAGAUGUGCAAGAUAUAAUUAGUGAAAUUGACCGUGAAAAUGAACAUCUAAUUGAUUCCAGCGAGGUUGAAUCCGUUGAUUCCGAAUUCGAAGACAUGUUUCUACACGGUGAAGACCCAGUUUUGGAUCGUCGCAGCGAUUCUGAUUGGGAGCCAAGCUGCAAAUCCCCCACUGAAGCUGGUCCAUCCAGCUGGACCCCUGCUGUAUCCGGCACCACACCUACUCCCGCCCGGCCAUCAAGGGGUGGUAAGCCGGCGGCAAGGAAGCGGAGGAAGGGCAGCGUGGAACCGUCCAGCGUGGAACCUGCCAGAGCGGAGGAGGACCGUUGGCACACUGUUCUUGAGGAGGAUGUGGCCCCACCAACUCCACUUUUCCGCCCAAAACGCCCAGUAGGCCCUCAAUUGGACCUGACUUCCAAAUACACCCCCAUGCAACUUUUCCAGUUGUUCUUCACCUCGGCAGUUCUUGAUACCCUGGUGAUGAACACUAAUAAAUAUGGGGCUAAGAAGCAGGAGAAAUGGAAGGACAUUUCCAUUUCAGAACUGUUUUGCUACCUGUCCAUGGUCAUUUACAUGGGGGUGGUGAAGCUGAAGAACCUCAAACACUACUGGAAAACUGCACCACUCUAUCAACUGCCUUUCCCCUCAACGGUCAUGUCUUGUACUAGGUUUCUGACAAUUUCACGGGCACUUCACAUUAGUGACCCAGAGGUUGAUAAGGACAACGAGGCGAAACGAGGCACAGCAGGGUUUGAUAAGCUCUGCAAGAUCAAACCUCUCUACCACGAUAUCGUUGAGGCAUGCAAGACAUAUUUUCAGCCCGCCCAGAACCUUUCCAUAGAUGAGAGAGUGGUAGCCUCAAAGGCCAGAAUUGGCCUAAAACAGUACAUGCGCAACAAACCCACAAAAUGGGGUUACAAGCUGUUUGUUUUGGCCGAUUCUGCGUGUGCAUACACGUGCAAUUUUUUUGUCUAUGAGGGGAAGAACACUUGUGCGAGCGGUAAGGGACUCAGUUAUGAUUCUGUGAUGCAGUUAUUAGAUUUCCAGCUGCUGGGGAAGGGCUACAAACUAUUUGUAGACAACUUCUACACAAGCCCUACCCUGUUCACAGACCUGAGGAAGCUGGAGAUGUGGGCCUGUGGCACCAUUCGGACCAACCGAGUGGGUUUUCCAAAAACCAGGGUAAAUGACAUGCCUAAGCGGGCUGAGCGGGGUACCAUGAGAUGGAUCCGUGAAGAUGGCCUGCUGUUUGUGAAGUGGAUGGACACUCGCGAAGUGGUGAUGUGUUCCACUAUUCACAAGUCGUUCGGUGGGGAUCACGUUGUUCGCCGUUUGAAAGGUCCUACAGGUGCUUGGACUGCCAGAAAUGUCCCCAUUCCAGAUGCUGUGAGGGAUUACAACAAGAGCAUGGGGGGUGUAGACCUAUCCGAUGCACUGAUAGGAUAUUAUAACGUCCUUCAUAAAACCAUGAAGUGGUACAAAACACUAUUCUAUCAUUUCAUUGACAUUGCUGUGGUGAAUUCCUUCAUCCUCCAGAAGGAAAUGGCCAAGAGCUGUGGACAGCCCCCCAUCUCACAACUAGCCUUCAGGGAGCAGCUCAUCCAGGAGCUUGCUAACUACAGCAAGAACACUGUAGCACCUUCUGUCCCCUCUACCUCUGUCCCUUCUGCUCCAACCAGCGGCACGCACAUGCUGAAUUUCAUCAUUGCAGGCAGGGAUGUGCCUCAGGGGAAAAGGGGCACAGUAGGGCGGCUUCGUUGUGCCCUGUGCCACAAGAAGUCCCCUGUCACCUGCAACACCUGUGCUGUGACCCUCUGUUUCACACCAGAGAGAAACUGCUAUGGGAUAUGGCAUCAGGAGCGCAACAUUGUGUAGAGGACAGAGUCUUCACAUGAUUGAACAUUUGAAGUGUAAAUAGUUCCCCUUGUUUUUUUUUUGUUUUUUUUAAAUAUUCAUUUUUUUCCUUGAAUUUUUCAAAUAUAUAUUUUUGGGGGUAUGUUACAAUAAUUGUUUUGUAUUUUGUAUAUAGGUUUUGUAUCAUUGUAUCAUUGUACCAAUUCGGCCACUUGGGUACAUUUGGGAAACUUGUGAGGGACACCUGGUUGACCUCAUGCUCAAUGGCAUGUACCUCACUCAUUCCUGAAUGUAUCCAUCUGAAAUGUUGGUAAAAUACUGUUGCCUACAUAUGUUCUCAUUUGAAAUGAUCCCCAGUAUCAUAACUGAAUGUUUGGCCUUUCUUGUUGAUUUUUAAAGAUGCAACAUCAGUAAAAGAACAAAAAACGUC
Salvelinus fontinalis (brook trout) is the source of this 3713-nucleotide messenger RNA. Its product is annotated as piggyBac transposable element-derived protein 4-like. The record is from RefSeq and is a predicted model, not a curated record. The coding region runs from base 1388 to 3304 and encodes 638 amino acids. Lineage: Eukaryota; Metazoa; Chordata; Actinopteri; Salmoniformes; Salmonidae. The transcript is spliced from 2 exons.